GCCUUUCGCUCAGAGUCCUCAAGGCCAUCCGACGAAACGGAGAGGCCUUCCCUGUCGAGAUAUCCUUGGGAGAGAUUCCAAAGAGAUGGAUCGAAAAGUCCAACAUCACAACAACAAGCAUGUUUGUGGCCACCCUGCGGGAUAUCAGCCGGAGACAAAACGAAAUUGCGUGGAGCCAGAGCCGCUACAGCAAAGAGUUUGAAGAAAUGGAGCUUCUUGGGCGUGGUGGAUUCGGCGCUGUGUACCGCUGCCGCAACCGCCUCGAUGGUCAGAUGUACGCCAUCAAGAAAGUGGAACUCUCAUGUCAUCCCGAGGACUAUCAAGCCAUCAUCACCAUGGCUAUACCGCGAGACCACGAUGCAGCCGAUCUGCCUCGGCGCCUCUCCAAUGCAACUCAGGUCAGCGAGUCACUUGCCGACGAAGAUAUCCGGAUUAUCCAGGAGGUCCAGAUGUUUGCUAGGAUUAGCCACCACCCCAAUGUCGUUCGGUACUACACUUCCUGGGUCGAGGCGCAGCUGCUGGACCAAGAUGAAGUCACUGCAGAGGAUUCCGAGAGCGACGAAUCCUCCGAAUGCAACUCGAUACAGCCAUCGAUAUCUAUUCUUCACAAGAAGCGGUCGAUAAAGCGAUCGAACCAGGCGAGACCUCCAGCAGACCCCAAUAAAGGCAGGGUCCGCCGCACGGCCGCCAAGAAGGAGAAGCCGCAAGAUGCUGUCCUUGCGGAUGCCAUCGCACAGGGCUUGACCACCCAAGAUCAGGCACCCAGGUUAUCCGAUGCCCAGGGGACUGCUGUCGAGAUUGACAUAUCGCUGUCUUGUCAAGAAACUGGGGUCGGAUAUCGAGCACAUCCGUCUGUUCCAUCUUCCCAAGGAGCGUCCCCCGAGAUUGCCUCGGGAGUCGAGUCGCAGACCACCAGCCCCACCAAGCCCGACCGGCUCGCUGCAGCCACUGUAUUAUACAUCCAAAUGCAGCUUUGCUCGUCCUCGAGCCUCUCAAAGUGGCUGGCGUCCCGCAACAAAGCCGGAGCGGGAGAGAUCGAUCGAGUUACAAGCAUGAACAUAUUUCGGCAGAUUGUCAUGGGCCUCGACCACAUCCACAGAAGCGGAUUCAUUCACAGGGAUAUCAAGCCCGCAAACAUCUUUAUCGAAACUGGAGAUCGAGUCUUUAUCGGAGACUUUGGACUCGCCGUCAAUUCGUCGCCUCGAUCGUCCUCUAAUGAAGAGCUGGAUGUCUUUCUGAAAUCAACGGACGCCAACCCAAGCUCCAAGAGCACGCAAAGCGACAACAAAACCGCUGGCGUGGGAACGACUCUCUAUGCCUCGCCGGAACAGCUGUGCGGCCGAUCGUACGACACCAUGACGGACAUAUACUCGUUGGGGCUGGUGUUCUUUGAGCUUUUCUUUGUGUUUCGCGACAAUGGCGAUCGAUUCCACUCCCUGACAGAGCUGCGUCAUGGAAAGUGCCCCUCAAGUUUCAAAGCCGGGUUUCCGCAGCAUAUGUCGCUUCUGAAGAAGCUGCUUUGCGAGAUUCCCUCACGACGACCAACAACCACGGAUAUUCUAGCACAUCCCCUGCUCCGCGAUCAAGAAAGCAGUUCCUCACGACGAACGAGUGAGGCGGUCAAAUCCACUGAACAAAGGCCAAGCGACGUCGAGACGUGCGCCGCCUGCCAAGAGAAGGAUCACAUCAUCACAAGGCUCAAAGCAGAGAUCGGGCAGCUCAAGGCGCAGCUGGUUCACUAUGAGGCCACUCUGGGAAUCCAGCCCCCAGCAGCGCAACAGCAGGAGGACGGAUCCGCAUGAGCACGGAUGCCGAAUACAGUCUUCAUACGACACCAGCGCUGCGUCCUCAGUUUUGUUGGUGUUUGUGGCUUGAAUGGUGGUGCGCAGAAGACUGGCUGGGAAUGAUUCAUCGGUAGCCUCUCGUAGUCUGCCAUCUCCAGAC
This is a messenger RNA of Polychytrium aggregatum, 1944 nucleotides long. Its product is annotated as kinase-like domain-containing protein. The record is from RefSeq and is a predicted model, not a curated record. Gene Ontology annotation, biological process: protein phosphorylation. NCBI's taxonomy places the organism in Eukaryota, Fungi, Chytridiomycota, Chytridiomycetes, Polychytriales. The transcript has 8 exons. Bases 120 to 1802 code for a protein of 560 amino acids. Gene Ontology annotation, molecular function: protein kinase activity; ATP binding.